This is a messenger RNA of Galeopterus variegatus (Sunda flying lemur), 2804 nucleotides long. RefSeq names its product zinc finger protein 143 (gene ZNF143). The record is from RefSeq and is a predicted model, not a curated record. Gene Ontology annotation, biological process: regulation of transcription by RNA polymerase II. The transcript is spliced from 14 exons. Gene Ontology annotation, cellular component: transcription regulator complex; PcG protein complex. NCBI's taxonomy places the organism in Eukaryota, Metazoa, Chordata, Mammalia, Dermoptera, Cynocephalidae. Gene Ontology annotation, molecular function: DNA-binding transcription factor activity, RNA polymerase II-specific; RNA polymerase II cis-regulatory region sequence-specific DNA binding.
CAAACGACUCUAAUCGUGAGAAUUUUAGACAUGCUACAAAACUGAUGGGCAAGACUUGUCAGUGAGCUCAGUAGUUACUGUUAAAUUAUGAAAAGCAUGACUUGGACUUUGGGCUAAUACUCUUACCCUGCAUAUAAAAUGAAAUUUCAUCUUAUUUCAAACAUCAUUUACAUCCUUAGCAAUUUUUUGUGGUUCAUAAAUAGUCUUUGUAGCUCUUAUUUUAUAUGCAUCAUUCUUUGUUUUCAAGUGCUUAUAUUUUUCUUCAAGGUAGAAAAUGUUGUUAGCCCAAAUAAAUCGAGAUUCUCAGGGAAUAACAGAGUUUCCUGGAGGAGGAAUGGAGGCUCAGCAUGUUACCCUAUGCCUGACAGAAGCCGUAACUGUAGCAGAUGGUGACAAUUUAGAAAAUAUGGAAGGUGUAAGCUUGCAAGCAGUAACUCUUGCAGAUGGCUCAACCGCUUAUAUACAACACAGUUCUAAAGGUAUGUGCCUCACAUAUGGCUAAUUGGUCAAUACCAGCAAUUUAUAACAUCAGACAGGGGACAGUUUGCGUCUAGAGGAUGGUCAAGCAGUGCAGUUGGAAGAUGGAACUACGGCAUUUAUUCAUCAUACUUCCAAAGAUAGUUAUGACCAGAGUGCAUUACAGGCGGUUCAGCUGGAAGAUGGCACCACAGCUUAUAUCCACCAUGCAGUACAAGUCCCUCAGUCUGACACCAUCUUGGCAAUUCAGGCUGAUGGGACAGUGGCAGGUCUGCACACUGGGGAUGCCACAAUUGACCCUGACACCAUCAGUGCUUUGGAACAGUAUGCAGCAAAGGUGUCCAUUGAUGGAAGUGAAAGUGUAACAGGUACUGGAAUGAUCGCAGAAAAUGAGCAAGAGAAAAAAAUGCAGAUUGUCUUACAAGGACAUGCAACAAGAGUAACAGCUAAAUCUCAACAGAGUGGAGAGAAGGCCUUUCGAUGUGAAUAUGAUGGAUGUGGAAAAUUAUAUACAACAGCUCAUCAUCUUAAGGUUCAUGAGAGGUCACACACAGGAGACCGGCCUUAUCAGUGUGAGCAUUCAGGAUGUGGGAAAGCAUUCGCAACAGGUUAUGGAUUAAAAAGUCACGCGAGAACUCAUACAGGAGAAAAGCCAUAUCGAUGUUCAGAAGAUAAUUGUACUAAAGCUUUCAAAACUUCAGGAGAUCUACAGAAACAUAUCAGAACUCACACAGGAGAAAGGCCCUUUAAGUGUCCCUUUGAAGGCUGUGGUCGGUCCUUUACAACAUCAAAUAUCAGAAAAGUGCAUAUUAGGACACACACAGGAGAAAGACCUUAUUACUGCACAGAACCAGGAUGUGGGAGGGCAUUUGCCAGUGCAACCAAUUAUAAAAAUCAUGUGAGGAUACACACAGGGGAAAAGCCAUAUGUUUGUACAGUUCCUGGGUGUGACAAAAGGUUUACAGAAUAUUCCAGUUUGUACAAACACCAUGUUGUUCACACUCACUCUAAACCAUACAACUGUAACCACUGUGGGAAGACAUACAAGCAGAUCUCCACGCUGGCCAUGCACAAACGGACGGCCCACAAUGACACUGAACCCAUUGAAGAGGAGCAGGAAGCCUUCUUUGAGCCUCCCCCAGGUCAAGGUGAAGAUGUUCUUAAAGGGUCCCAGAUCACAUAUGUUACAGGUGUAGAAGGGGACGAUGUUGUGUCUACACAAGUAGCCACAGUAACCCAGUCUGGGUUGAGUCAACAAGUUACUCUGAUAUCCCAGGAUGGGACUCAGCAUGUCAACAUAUCUCAAGCUGACAUGCAGGCCAUUGGCAACACCAUCACAAUGGUAACGCAGGAUGGCACGCCCAUCACAGUCCCUGCUCAUGAUGCAGUCAUCUCCUCAGCAGGAACACACUCGGUUGCUAUGGUUACUGCUGAGGGUACAGAAGGGCAGCAGGUUGCAAUUGUGGCUCAAGACUUGGCAGCGUUCCAUACUGCCUCAUCAGAAAUGGGGCACCAGCAGCACAGCCAUCACUUAGUAACCACAGAAACCAGACCUCUAACCUUAGUGGCAACAUCCAAUGGCACCCAGAUUGCAGUUCAGCUUGGAGAACAGCCAUCUCUAGAAGAAGCCAUCAGAAUAGCAUCUAGGAUCCAACAAGGAGAGACGCCAGGGCUGGAUGAUUAAUCCUCAGAACAAUGGAGCAAUAAAGCAGGAGGAGCCUCUCAUCUUCCAGCAGGCAGCAGAAAUCCACAAAGCCUGGACCCAGGAAAAUUAGAAGUUUUCCAUUCCUGAUACACUGUACACAUUUUUAUGCAAGAGUGGAGAGCAUUUUAUUCUUGACACAUUUGUGUAUAUAACCCUUGGAAUAGAUUCCCAAACUGAUUCAUUGUGUACAAGGAAGUAUGAAAUUAGGGCAAUACAAUAAAUGUUCAUGUUACUUUUUUAUCAGAUUGCAAACUCCUAGAAUCUACAUGCAAGACCAGUAAAGUCUUAUGGAGUCUUAUGAUGGUUUUUUAACUUACUGUGAAAAAAAAAUAAAGGCAGUAUCUAAAAUGUUAAAGGUUCUUUAUGUCAAACAAUCAUAAUUCCAAAAGCCAUCAUGGAUAAUAAAGGAUUGAAAGCCUUCAGAAAUUUCCCCCAGUUAGUAGAAUGUCUGCAGUUUUUGUUCUGUUAUAUACUUGUCCAUUUUUAUCUGUAUCUCAUGGUUUGAAGACGAUUUAUAGUUUCCCAUCCCUAUUAAAUAUCAGUUCUUCAAGAUGAAAUGCUAUACAUUGGAUUAUGGAUAAAAUUACAAAGUUUGGUUAUUUAAAAUUAAAAAGUUAAAUCC